GCGUGGCGUGGCGAGGUGGGUCAGGCGGGCUGGCGGGACAGGCAAAGAGCGGGCUAGAGGAUGGGAAGGGGGACUGCCAGCAGCCCGUGGCAUGGACUAACUCCAAGGGGCUCAGGACUUUGAAGCAGCUCUUUCCGACCUGCCUGCUUUGAGCUGUUCAUAAUGCCUCUUGGGAAAGGCUGGAAGAAAACAGUGGAAGACAUUGCCAGUGUCUACGACAUCAAGGAGAAGCUGGGCGCAGGGGCCUUUUCGGAAGUGGUUUUGGCCCAGGAACAUGGAUCUCAGCGCCUUGUAGCCCUCAAAUGUAUUCCUAAAAAAGCACUGCGAGGUAAAGAAGCAGCUGUGGAGAAUGAAAUUGCUGUGCUCAAAAAAAUUCAACAUGAGAACAUUGUUGCUCUGGAAGAUAUUUAUGAAAGUCCCACUCAUUUGUACCUGGCCAUGCAGCUGGUGACAGGCGGAGAGCUCUUUGACCGCAUCAUUGAACGGGGCUAUUACACAGAAAAGGAUGCCAGCCAGCUCAUCCGGCAGGUGUUGGAGGCUGUGAAUUACCUACACGAUCUGGGAAUCGUUCAUCGGGAUCUCAAACCUGAAAAUCUCCUAUAUGCCACACCAUUUGAAGAUGCCAAGAUUAUGAUUACGGACUUCGGGCUGUCUAAAAUUGAGGCUGAUGGCAUCAUGUCUACCGCUUGUGGAACUCCUGGCUAUGUUGCCCCUGAGAUCCUGGAGCAGAAGGCCUAUGGAAAAGCUGUGGAUUCCUGGGCACUUGGUGUCAUCUCCUAUAUCUUACUUUGUGGUUAUCCUCCUUUCUAUGACGAGAACGACUCUGAGCUUUUCAACCAGAUCCUGAAAGCUGAAUAUGAGUUUGACUCCCCAUACUGGGAUGAUAUCUCUGAGUCAGCCAAAGAUUUCAUCCGCCAUCUUCUAGAACGGGACCCUGAGAAACGAUUCACUUGUGAACAAGCUUUGCAACAUCCCUGGAUCUCUGGGGAUACAGCUCUGGAGAAGGAUAUUCAUGGAUCUGUGUGUGAGCAGAUUCAGAAGAACUUUGCUCGCAGUCAGUGGAAGCGAGCAAUCAAUGCCACAUCCUUUUUACGCCAUAUCACCAAGAUGGGGCCAGGUGCAGAGGGUGAAGAAAUUGGAGAGGCAACAUCUGGAAGACAGCGUGGAAAAUGGUGACCCCUCCCCCCCAGAGGUGGGUUCACUAAAGAAAAAUGUGCUUCAAGAGCCUGGGCCACUGCCUUGCAUGAGCUACCCUCCUGCAUGCGGCUUCACAGCCCCAACGCUGCGUCAGCACCCUCCCCCCAAGUGUGGGGUAUCCUUUCAUUUUGUGCUCCCCCCCCCAAAUCUGGGGGUAUCUCUGCCCCGAGGGGCUCAGGAGUUCAGUCAAGCCGAGAGCAUCCCUGUCCAGCCUGUUUUGAGCCGGCUCAAAUGCAAUCUGCCUGGGGCCAGAGGUCAUCCCAUUGAAGCCGGUGGAGCCUUUGCAAUCUUGCUGCGUUACUCACCUCACUUCCAUCCAUAUCAGCCAUCGAGGCUAGCAACCUACUGGAGAAUCAGCGGAGAUGGUGGUGGCAGGGAAAUAAAACUCCCAGCCAUUCUUCGCCAGCUGUUGGGGUUGAUUUCAAAAUUGCUUUGAGAAGCUAAUUCUCCUCCUGUCCUCCUGAGUCAUAGAAGGAUAGCUUUCCACAGAAGGGAACAGCUGGUGUCGCUGAAGGAAUACAGUGAAACCUGACCACGCUGUUGUUGGAAGAGAAGGGACUCUCUUCCAGUAGGAAGAUGGGAGCUGCCACAGCAAAGUCGAGGGCUUUUUCUGAGAUAUCGUGAAUCUCAGCUACCUUAGCUCAAGUUGAAUCAGGAUCAAAAUGAAAUUCAGUAGGUGUUUGGGGAACCUUAGUAGGGUAUGCCUGAGUGUUGCCAGACUCCCCAAAGGAUAGAACUUCCUUCUGAUCUUAGAGCAAUGUUGUAACCGUUUGAAAUAUGUGUGAGAUUUUGGGCGGACAAGAUCACUGCUGAAUAUAUGCAGUGUUUUAAAAAUGAGCUGCUUGUUUAAGAAGAAGAGCCAGUGUAAUGCCUAAAGUAGGGUCAAGGCAGUGAGCUGAUGCAUCUCCUUGGCCUAGGAAGCAACUGUCCAAUCUGAUGUUUGACUUGUAGGUAAUACAAAACAAAGGUUGUUCCAUCUGCUGUUGAAUCUUCACAUCUGGGUUGGGUUUUUAGUUUGUAUUGUAAUUGCUAGGCUGAGUAAGAAGAAGACCGUGUCGGAAUUCGAUGGAAACAGCGAGCCAGCGGGGUCCUGUCAGAAGAAGAAAUGGACUUCUGGAGGAGUUUGAUGCUCCAAGCGAAUUAAAAUUAAAACUAUUACUGUAGUAUCCCUCUCCCUAUAAUAGAAAUGAGCCACCAUCUGUAGGAUGGCUUCAGCAUCUAGGCUGCUUCCAUCCAUGAGCCUUCGUUUCCAUUAUAUCAUUGCUUUUCAGGUUUUGUACUUUGUGGGACUGGAAUAUGAAUCCACGUGAUGUGUUUCCCUCAUUGCAAAAAUUCCAUUUACAUUAGCAAGCAGAUUAUGACAGGAUCUUCUCAAACUUCUACAUGUCAUCCCACCAAGCCUUUAUUCCCUCAGACCCCCCUGGUUGUUUUGAAAAUACAUGUGCUAAUGUUUUGCACACUGGUUUUUUUAAAUUUAUGCCAGAAUCUCAAAAUACUAUCCAGUUUUCAGUAAAGACUUCCUAGUGUAAUGUAGGCUUUUUGACAUUUGGCAACCAUGAAAAGGUUAACCUGCAACAUUAAGAGGUCCAAUAAGGUUGUUAAAUGUAUAAAUAAAAUGAUAUCAGCAGGGAUCCUGAUAUCCCCAACUAGAAGGUUUGUGCGCAUCUUUUCCCUCUUCUAUGUCAAUAUUCCAAAGGAGCAAAUAGGAACAUUUUAAAAAAUACAAUAUAUAUAUUGGCUAUUCGCUUACAUAGAUAUUUUUUUGACCUUGAAAGGGAAAAAGGAGAAAGAUUAAUAGAAGUGAGAGAUAGAGCAAAUUAUAUAAAAAAAGAAAUUGUACUUUGAAAUUUUAGUUUACUGUUUAAAAUAAUCACCAUCCUGGAAUAUGGGAGUAAGUGAACCAGGGCAUUUUCUCAAAAUUUUUGAUAGUGAAGGAGUAUAGAAGAUUUUUUUUGACUUUGUAGAAUAGUGUUUCUGUUCUGUUUUUAGCUAAAUGGAUUAUCGGUGGUAAAGAGAAAAAAAAAAAAAAUAAUAUGUGUAUGUGUAGGGAGGUAUUACUGACCAAAGGAUGAUGAAGAAAUCUCUCUGAUGAUAUUUUAGCAAUUUUUUUGCUAGCACAUGUUAGAAGGUCCAUCUGGCAGCCGCUGUAACUGGAAGGAGAAAUGCUUUUUGAAAUGGAGCCAUGGAUGCUCCCCCACCCCAAUCAAUAGGGUAGCCACAAGAUUUCCAACAUAAAGACAGUGAUUGACAGGGAAACGGGUAGCGAGGCCAGUAGUUAUAUUCCACCUUUUGCACCACCUGUCUGUAGCUUGCCUGCUGGACUGGACGUUUACUUUGCUGAGUUGCUUGGAAUUGGAGACUUUCUUAACAUUCUUAGUGGGAUGGAUGGGAAUUGUUUUCCUUCAUGCUUCCCUCCCCUUAUACAAAUGUGUCAAAUAAACUGGUGAAAACAGGAA
This is a messenger RNA of Notechis scutatus (mainland tiger snake), 3653 nucleotides long. It is a transcript of the gene PNCK, whose product is annotated as pregnancy up-regulated nonubiquitous CaM kinase. The record is from RefSeq and is a predicted model, not a curated record. Lineage: Eukaryota; Metazoa; Chordata; Lepidosauria; Squamata; Elapidae. Gene Ontology annotation, molecular function: ATP binding; calcium/calmodulin-dependent protein kinase activity. Gene Ontology annotation, biological process: protein phosphorylation.